UCCAUUCGCUCACUGGCCCUUUCAUUCCCUCUCUCCCUCAUUCCCUCUCUCCCUCAUUCCCUCUCUCCCUCCUCUCCAGCACUGGUUGUACCAGAUCCGACUUAAAGAGCUCCUCUUCUCUGUUUAUUGACUGAGAUUUACCCCAAAUAACCCUGCAAAGGCCAAGAAAUGACUCCCUAAAGGAAGGUAUCCCAAAGUUUAAAGAUUGUCUCAUCUCAGCUCUAAGACCAGUGUGGGGAGCCGGACACAGAAUCAGGAUCUAUAGGUCCUCACGGGUGUUGGGAAUAUAGUGGUACCAGCAACUAUGACCAAGAGCAACGGGGAGAACCCGCAGGCCCGAAGCCGAGUCAGACAGAUCCGCGAUGGCCUCCAGUCCCGUUCCCUGAAGGCUGUGCAGAGGGUGGAGAGUGUCACUAAGGAUGACGUCAAGGGUUUCUUCCGCAGAAACGCCUUUGUGAUCUUCACUGUCGCUGCGGUCAUCAUCGGUAUAGGGCUGGGAUUUGCACUGCGGCCCUACAAGAUGACCUACCGCGAGGUGAAGUAUUUCUCAUUUCCUGGAGAGCUGCUGAUGAGGAUGCUGCAGAUGCUGGUGCUUCCCUUGCUGGUGUCCAGUCUCAUCACAGGCAUUGCAGCAUUGGACAGCCGUGCCUCUGGGAAGAUGGGUAUGCGGGCAGUGGUGUACUACAUGACCACCACAGUCAUCGCAGUCUUCAUCGGCAUCGUCAUGGUGCUCAUCAUCCACCCUGGGAAGGGCUCCAAGGACGAAUUCAAAAAUCAGCAGAAGAUCGAGCAGGUCAGCCCUGCUGACGCUUUCCUGGACCUCAUCAGAAACAUGUUCCCUCCAAACAUUGUGCAAGCUUGCACACAGCAGUUUAAAACGCAGUACGGAAAGAGAGUGGUCCAUGUGAAGAUGACGGUGAACGAUACCCUCUUCGUCUUGAACGGGACCCAGGGGCAGCAUAUCAUGCGGGAGGAGGUGAUCCCCAUCCCGGGGCAGGUGAACGGGGUCAAUGCCCUGGGUCUGGUCGUGUUCUCCAUAUGCUUCGGUCUCAUCAUUGGCAGCAUGAAGGAGCAGGGAAAGCCCCUCAAGGACUUCUUUGUCUGUCUCAACGAGGCUAUCAUGAGACUGGUGGCCAUUAUCAUGUGGUAUGCACCCGUUGGUAUCCUGUUUCUCAUCGCUGGGAAGAUAGUGGAGAUGGAUGACAUCACAGAAACGGGCGGCCAGUUGGGCAUGUACACUAUAACAGUCAUUAUUGGCCUGUCUAUCCAUGCCUUCCUGGUACUGCCCACACUCUACUUUGUGAUCACACGGAAGAAUCCCUUUGUCUUCAUCUGUGGACUCCUGCAGGCUCUCAUCACCGCGUUGGGGACCUCAUCUAGCUCAGCCACGUUGCCCAUCACCUUUAAGUGUCUGGAGGAGAACAAUGGGAUAGAUAAGAGAGUGACACGCUUCGUGCUGCCAGUGGGCGCCACCAUCAACAUGGACGGCACCGCCUUGUACGAAGCUAUCGCGGCUCUCUUCAUAGCCCAGGUCAACAACAUGGACAUGAACUUUGGACAGAUCCUCACUAUAAGCAUCACGGCCACCGCAGCAAGUAUCGGUGCAGCUGGGAUACCACAGGCUGGACUGGUCACCAUGGUGAUUGUGCUGACCUCUGUUGGACUGCCCACUGAUGACAUCACCCUCAUCAUUGCAGUGGAUUGGUUCCUAGACAGGUUGCGUACCACCACUAACGUGCUGGGAGACUCGAUUGGCACAGGUAUUGUUGAGUAUCUGUCUCGUCAUGAGUUACAAUCCAAGGAUGCGGAGAUGGGGAACUCUGUGGUGGAGGAGAAAGACAAGAAAUCAUACCAGCUCAUCGCCCACGAGAACGAGCAUGAAAACGAGAAGCCUCCAGUCAGUGAGACCAAGAUGUAGCACCAACAGUUUGACCACUGUGGUGUUUUUAAUCCCAUGGUAAAGGGAAGCAACCCAUAUCAAUCCUCAAAACACACAAAAAAAAUGAUAGUGUUUGUUUAGACCAAGAAGCUGAACCAAGAGUAUGUACAGGAUGUAUUUUAUUUGAUCAAGAGUUCUGCAGCCGUUCGUGCUGAUUAGAUUUCAUUGAAUAACUUAUUGAUAUUGAUCUAAUCAAGAAGAUGCAGUGGGGUCUGAAAUCAUUAACACCGUUGAUAAAAAAUCAACAAAAAUGACCGUAUCAAAUAAAUAAUUAAAUUACUGAGUUAUAUUGUAUGCACAAAAAAAGGACAGUUAUGUUAUGUUGUAAAAUAGAUUUUGUUUAACAAGUCAUGUAUUCUUUUUUCAAAAAGGUAAGGGUCAAAAUGAUUGACACCCCUGUUUUCAAUACCUUGUGAGGAUGACGACACUGAGCCUUUUGAUACAAUAUUUUCUGAGUUGGAGAACACAUUGGGAGGGAUCUUGAGCUUAUGGACUGACAUGAAAAUACCAGUGUUUUGAAUUGAAGAGGGCAGGCCAUAAGUGCAGACAAAGGAUAUCAAGGAUCUGGAAAGAUUCUGUAUGGAGGAAUGGUCGAAGAUCCCAAUGUGUUCUCCAAUCUUAUAACACAUUUUUAGAAAAAGGCUCAGUGUCAUUAUUUUCGCAAGGGGAGGUAAAAAAAAAAAAACAUAUAUAUAUCACUCGUUAAACAAUAUCCAUUUCGCUGAGCAAUUGUAUUAGUACAAAAUAAUAUCAUUUUAAAAAGAAAUGGAGCAUACAACAUAGCUCACUAUUUAAAUUAUUUUAAACAGUAUUUUUUGCUCAUCUUUAACAGUGGUGGAACAAGUACUCAAUUGUCAUACUUGAGUAAAAGUAAAGAUACCUUCGUAGAAAAUGGCUCAAGUAAAAGUGAGAGUCACCCAGUAAAAUACUACUUGAGUAAAAGUCUACAAGUAUUUGGUUUAUAAUAUACUUAAGUAUCGAAAGUAAAAGAAAUUGCUCAAAUAUAGUUAAGUAUCAAAAGUAAAAGUAUAGAUCGAAUCCCGAGCUGACAAGGUAAAAAUAUGUUAACCCACUGUUCCUAGGCCGUCAUUGAAAAUAAGAAUUUGUUCUUAAUGUUCUUAACUGACUUGCCUAGUUAAAUAAAGGUAAAAUAAAUUGUAAAAAUAAACCAUUUCACAGUCCUUACAUUAAGAAAUCCAAACAGCACAAUUAAAAAAAACAGUUUUUAUUGACGGAUAGCCAGGGGAACACUCAGACGUAAUUUACAAACGAAGCGCUUGUGUUUAGUGAGCCCGCCAGAUCAGAGGCUUUUGGGAUCACCAGGGAUGUUCUCUUGAUAAGUGUGUGAAUUGGACCAUUUUCCUGUCAAAAUGUAACGAGUACUUUUGGGUGUCAGGGAAAUGUAUGGAGUAAAAAGUACAUUAUUUUCUUUAGGAAUGUAGUGAAGUAAAAGGAGGCAAAAAUAUAAAUAGUAAUGUACAGAUUCCCCCCCAAAACGACUUAAGUAGUACUUUAAAGUAUUUUUACUUAAGUACUUUACACUACUGAUCUUUAUGGGUGUCAACCAUUUCGGACCCUACUGUAAAUCAAUGGUUUUAAGUGCCUAGUAUGAAUUAAAUACAUAAAAUGUUGAUCUUCUGAAUUAGAUACCCAGCAAACAAUAAUGAGUCAUUAGGACAUCCCCAGGAUGUCACAAAAUGGUCGCCUAAAGUUGUCAGGACGUUGUGUCAUGGUCCCUCCUGGAGGUUUUUGUCUAGUUUCCUGUUCGUCCCCUAAAGGUCGCAAAGAAAUGUUUCAUUAGUUUCAUUACACAUCAUCCCCUGAUCAGCAUAUCCUAAAUCCAGAGGUUGUGAGUUAGAAAUGAAGUUGGGGUCAUAUUGAAAAGUCAGUAUGAAGUGAUCAUGUCAAAUGUAAUCAUUAAUUAUAGAUUUUUACACUAUUUUAGAUGAACCACUUACCUGAAAACCGCCAUAUCAUUAUAUUACUUAUAACGGUUUAGGACACAUGGGACCAUCACGCGACAAAAACUUCCAGGGGACCAUGACACAACAUCCCAAGAAUGUUCAGGGGACCUUCAGGCUACCAUGACACAACGUCCUAAAAACGUCCUCAGGACAAACUAGGAACUAUAAAAAGGUCACCCAGAGAAUGUUCCCUUGGGACCAUCCCAAACCCUUAAGGAACCUAACUGGGAACAGAGCUGAUUGUCCUCAGUACAUCCCCUGUUUUCUGGGUAGGGAAUAACUAAGAGUCCCUGCCACUCUUCUAUAAGAUGCCUUUACCAUACCCUUUGAUGCUGUUUAAAGUUCAACAGUUUGACAGAGAUGAUUUAUUUUUGAUAAGUCAGAUGUGAAAUUAUGUGGUCUUUCAUUCUUGCUUUUGUCAUAUUUUUUUUUUUACGGCUGACAAACCAGAAUAGGUUGCCAAACCCUUUGCAUCAGAGCUUUUUAGAUUGAGGUUUUUCUUUGUAAAACUGCCAAAAUAUUAGUUUCAACUUGAGGUGGGAGUUGAACAGUAUGACAUUUUCACAUAAUCAUAAUCGUACCAAAAAUAUAAACAAUUUCUGUAUGUUACAAUUUUGGUCAUGCCUUUUUGUGUAAAGACAUUACAGGGAUCCCUAUUACAGUUGAACAAGUUUCAUGAUUUGAUACUGAAACCCUUGAUGUCUAAGGGCUCUAUUUUUAACAAACGUAAUGCAAUGGCGGUGGCAUGAAAGGGCUGGGUUUUGAUGAAUAAUCCUGUUGUGGUGUGUCGAGACUUGGCCCCUCACUGGCCAAUCAGAACAUGCUCCAUGGUUGCUUGAAGUUGUGCAUUUACCGUCUUUUAUGUAUUGUGUUGUCGUCAACUCUAAUUCGAAUGUUAGUCCCAUUAUAACCUAGUUCCUUAAAUAGCCUGCCCCCAUAUUAACUAAAUAUGUUGAACAUGUUUGCAGUCCACAUUGAUCUAGUUGCAUUGCUUCAAUAUGGAAAUACAUUGUUAACAUAGGCUGUAGCGCUCUCACUAAAAUAGGGGCUAGGCGUACUGUUUAUUUCAUGCUGGACAUGGACACGCAAAAUGUGGUCAAUAAGUCAUAUUACAUUCCCUAGGCUAUUGACAUAGAGGAUAUAGCCAAAGAAGACAGUAUAUCAUUCUAAUCAAAUUCUAAUUAAAUUGGAACCACAACUUGUUUUAAAUAGGCUAUGUUUAAAUACAGUUACAGGCACCGUAAUUGCUGCGUUGGGCGUAUAAUACAGACAAGGCAAUUUAGACUAUGGAGGGUUUUACGCGCAUCCAAACGGGAUAAAGAUCCAUUAUGAAGAGAAAAGGGUCAUGUCCGCUCACCGUUAUACUGCUCGCAAAUGUAAUGUUCUGCAAACAUUAUGGAACCAUCUCACAGAUCAUAUUUGCACUUCUCCAGAAAUAGCAGAUUAAAUUGCAUUGCAUUUGAGCCUUAAACCAGCCUCACCAUAAACACAUGGAAGGUAAAUCUUAAUAAUACGUUAAUCAAGUUAAUCAAACGUUAAACAACACGUUAAACAACGUUAAACGUUAAACAACACGUUUUUCAAACAACAAUAUUUCUAAAUAGGAUAGGGUCAGAAGCAUGAUAUCAUAAAUCGCUUCUUUCGUUCCAUGGUACUGUGUGCACACGCAGGCCUACAUGUCUUCACGCAUAACAUUUGCACAUCUACAGUAAACGAAAUACUAGAUUCCUGUCAAUUGUAUCGUUCCCUAUGUGCGAGGUAGAUUCUCAAAAAAUCGUCCAUUAACAUAGCAUUAUAGGAAGACUGAAUCAUUUGGAGGAGCGCAUCUUCGGUAAUAGGAGAAGGGAUGGAUAGCCUACUUGAACAAGCGAAAUUCAGGUAGACCAUUUCAAGCACCUUUAAUCAUAAACUACUUGGAUAAUGUCCAGGAUAAAAAGCAACACCAAUGUGAUCCUGCUAAACCAGCCUUGAUUAAAGGGAGGAUAGGUUGUGCUUGGUUUUCUAGCAAAUUAAACGAAAUAGUGGGGAACCAAUCGUUUUUUUAUGUUUAUAAAUAUGAGAUUCACCAGCACAAAAGGCACAGCUUUCCUUCUAUGGGCACUGUGCGUCAUGGCAGGAUAGGGGAUAGGCUGCGCUUUCUCUCUCAACAUCCGUUCCAUUAUCAACUCUGUUAAGACCUGCCUUUUGUGGGUCUUAAAACGUCCCUUUAGAACUGUUAAAAUUGUCACUUGCGCUCGUUUUUAAGUACACACAUCAAAUAUUGGCAGCCCCCCACCCCACCACCUCAGCGCCAUCGAGCUGAUGUUAAACAGCUAAAUUGCCAAACCUGGCAUGAGGCCUGGAAAAUGCCAGUGCGCCAGUUUUUACACGAGGAAAUUGCAAACUAACGUGCCUUUGACACUCGCGCCUCCUUAGAGCCAGCUGUAAAUAGAGCACUAAAGGUAAUUGGUACUUUUCUGCUUUUAAACUUUUCAGUCUAUUAUUCUAAUCGAGAUCCUAUUAAAUUGUACUUCCCAGUUCUAUGGUUAUACUGUCGUAAUGAUUGGGCAGAAGAAAAUGUAGAAUGUAGAAUUGAGUGUGGUUGUUAUGUGACAUACCCUAAAGGUGCGACAAAUACAACUUGAAUUAACAUGAACAUUUAAUUAACUAAUAGAACAUGUAAUCACGCUCUAAAACUCAUAUAGUGAGAAUUUUAUAUUUCUUCUCAAUGUCUUUGAUAGAAAUUGUUUUGUAUAGAAAAAAAGGUUUUGAUAUAUGUAUAUAUAGAAUUUGAAGAGUAAAAGAUUACUUUAGGAGGAUGAUGGCUGUGAAGUUUCUGUAAAGACAUUCCUUUGAGAACUAGAAGAACCCCCUAGCUAUUAAGAACCCCUAGCUAUUAAGAACCCCUAGCUAUUAAGAACCCCCCAGCUAUUAAGAACCCCCUAGCUAUUAAGAACCCCCCCAGCUAUUAAGAACCCCCUAGCUAUUAAGAACCCCCUAGCUAUUAAGAACCCCCUAGCUAUUAAGAACCCCCUAGCUAUUAAGAACCCCCAGCUAUUAAGAACCCCCUAGCUAUUAAGAACCUCCUUAGCUAUUAAAUACCCCCCUAGCUAUUAAAUACCCCCCUAGCUAUGAAUAAUCUCCCUAGCUAUUAAGAGCCUCCCUAACUAUUAAGAACCCCCUAGCUAUUAAGAACCUCCUUAACUAUUAAGAACCCCCCUAGCUAUUAAGAACCUCCUUAGCUAUUAAAUACCCCCCUAGCUAUUAAAUACCCCCCUAGCUAUGAAGAAUCUCCCUAGCUAUUAAGAGCCUCCCUAACUAUUAAGAACCCCCCUAGCUAUUAAAUACCCCCCUAGCUAUGAAGAAUCUCCCUAGCUAUUAAGAGCCUCCCUAACUAUUAAGAACCUCUCUAGCUAUUAAACAACUCCCUGAGUGCGUCCCAAAUGGCACCCCAGUCCCUAUAUACGUAGUAACCUAUUUAUAUUACACUAUUUUUGGCCAGAGCCCAAUGAGCCCUGGUCAAAAGUAGUGCACUACAUAGGGAAUAGUGUGUCAUUUAGGAAGCAUUCCCAAAUCCCAUAUCUAUCUACACCGGCUAAUAAGUGGAAGCUAUGUGAAACAAACUUUUGAAAAUAUUGAACAUUUGUUUACAAUUGAUUUUGGUGUCAUGUUUGAUAUGUUUGUUUAUUAGCGCCUCAAAUAAUUAACGACAAACAUAAAAAUCCCCCCCAAAAAACUGACAGGAAAUGUAGAUUUUUAUUUGUAUAGUUUUUAAUAAAACAUGGACCUUUAAAAGA
Oncorhynchus mykiss (rainbow trout) is the source of this 7679-nucleotide messenger RNA. RefSeq names its product excitatory amino acid transporter 1. The record is from RefSeq and is a predicted model, not a curated record. Gene Ontology annotation, molecular function: glutamate:sodium symporter activity; L-glutamate transmembrane transporter activity; neutral L-amino acid transmembrane transporter activity. Gene Ontology annotation, biological process: L-glutamate import across plasma membrane; L-aspartate import across plasma membrane; D-aspartate import across plasma membrane. NCBI's taxonomy places the organism in Eukaryota, Metazoa, Chordata, Actinopteri, Salmoniformes, Salmonidae. Gene Ontology annotation, cellular component: plasma membrane.